CGAUAACAGCGCUCUUCCCUCUCCCCCCUCAUUUCAGCAUCUUUAGCAAACACUUCAAAAUCCACUGGCCGUAUAAGAAUUGCAGGGAAAGUUAGUGGAACAUUUAACAAAGAAUUGAGACGAACAAAGUCUACAGAAAGAGAAAAUAAGGAGAGGAAGAAAAAAAAAUACUGGAGUUUGGGCAGAUACUGAAAUGGCGGGUGCCCUCCGAAAACUCGCAGCGCUCAUCCCGGGAGUCUGGAUGGUCCUGAUGCUCCUGAACCCGUGUGCUCAGUCUGGAGCGGCGGUAGGUCACAAAGAGCCGAUUCCGGGCGACAGUAAAGACAACACCACUAUUUUCACCAAGAUUCUGGACAGGCUGUUGGACGGGUACGACAAUCGGCUGCGCCCGGGGCUAGGAGAGAGUGUAACGGAGGUGAAGACAAACAUCUACGUGACCAGUUUCGGGCCGGUGUCGGACACAGACAUGGAGUACACAAUCGAUGUCUUCUUCCGUCAGAGCUGGAGAGACGAGAGGCUCAAGUUCGACGGGCCCAUGCGGGUUCUCCCCCUCAACAAUCUCCUGGCCAGUAAGAUCUGGACUCCAGACACCUUCUUCCACAAUGGGAAGAAAUCUGUCGCCCACAACAUGACCACGCCCAACAAGCUCCUGCGACUGGUGGACAACGGGACCCUUCUCUACACCAUGAGGUUAACAAUCCAUGCUGAAUGCCCCAUGCAUUUGGAAGAUUUCCCGAUGGAUGCUCAUGCAUGCCCGUUAAAGUUUGGAAGCUAUGCUUAUACCAACAAUGAGGUGGUUUACAUCUGGACCAAAGGGCAGGAGAUGUCUGUUGCCGUGGCAGAGGAUGGCUCCAGGCUCAACCAGUACGACCUGCUGGGGCAUGUUAUCGGCAAGGAGACUAUCAGCUCCAGCACAGGAGAAUAUAUAGUGAUGACAACGUAUUUCCAUUUGAAAAGGAAAAUUGGCUAUUUUGUGAUUCAAACAUAUCUUCCCUGCAUCAUGACUGUCAUACUGUCUCAGGUCUCCUUCUGGCUAAACCGUGAGUCGGUACCUGCCCGCACCGUUUUUGGUGUCACUACGGUUCUGACCAUGACCACUCUGAGCAUCAGCGCCAGGAAUUCACUGCCAAAGGUGGCGUACGCCACGGCCAUGGACUGGUUCAUGGCAGUCUGUUACGCCUUCGUCUUCUCUGCACUCAUUGAAUUUGCAACAGUCAAUUACUUCACCAAGCGGAGCUGGGCGUGGGAUGGGAAGAGGGAGGGAAUGGAAGUUAGGAGACGAGAAUCUAUAUCUCUUUCCAAAAAGACCAACAACACUUUCAACAUUGUUGGAACAACCUACGCCAUCAAUGUAGCGAAAGACCCGGGUUUGACCACCAUCUCCAAGAGCGCCACCACAGGACCGGCCAAAUUUUCCAGAAUGGAAGAGCAGUUCAUGGAAGUCAAAAAGUCCUACAACCGCGUCAGCAGAGUGGAUCAGAUAUCUCGUAUCAUUUUCCCCGUGCUCUUUUUCAUAUUUAAUUUAGUUUACUGGGCAACGUACGUCAACAGGAAACCAACAAUCAUGAAGUCGAACCCCCAAAAGUGAACUCACUCAGAAAACAACCAAGAAUAUUCUGUGUAAGAGGCCAAGUGUUGUCAAUGAUUUGUUGUUGUAUAUUUGUUUGACUUCAUUUUGAUAUUUUACAAGUCUCCAUAGGUUUAGCUACAGAUACUGUAGAUAUAUCUAUACAGAUUUAGUCACGUCUUAUUUCUUGUUCAUUUGGUCUGAAGGGAAUGAUGUUGGGUUUUGGGGCAGGUCAUACCGACAUUAAGCAGCAGUGUAAGGAAUGUGAGGGAACGCAACCGUUUAUCUCCAUCUUCAUUGCUCGUUUGAGAUGAUCUGCAGUGCCACUCUGUUCACACUCUGUCCACCUGCUCAGCGAUACGCAGAGGGGAGAAGCCGGGCGGUCAUUGGUUGCCUGCUGUGCUGUAGCUCUUUUAGCCCUGCGCAGCCAGGAGAGAUAGAGAACAUUGUUAAUGGUCGUCAACGUCUGCCUUUUUUUACGGUGUUGACUCUCCGCAAACCGUGUUUCCUGUGGGUGAACCCGUGCAUUUACUUGUGCAGUGAGGCUUAUUGUUUUAGCAAUGCAUGUGCGCCUGGGGAGAAGGGGAGAGCGAGAGAAAGAGAGAGAGGGAGAGAGAGAGAGAGAGAGAGAGA
Molecule: messenger RNA, 2200 nt
Organism: Megalops cyprinoides (Indo-Pacific tarpon)
Lineage: Eukaryota; Metazoa; Chordata; Actinopteri; Elopiformes; Megalopidae
Product: gamma-aminobutyric acid receptor subunit alpha-3-like
Exons: 10
Coding region: 194-1588 (464 amino acids)
Biological process (GO): signal transduction; nervous system process; synaptic transmission, GABAergic
Cellular component (GO): dendrite membrane; synapse; postsynapse
Molecular function (GO): GABA-A receptor activity; transmitter-gated monoatomic ion channel activity involved in regulation of postsynaptic membrane potential; GABA-gated chloride ion channel activity
Source: RefSeq, a predicted model, not a curated record